UGUUUUAGACUUUUCGGCAUAAUAGCUUUAUUUUUUCGGCGGUCUCUAAUAUUCCGUAUUGAUUACUGCCAAUAUUUAAAAAUAUUAAAGUAGUAAUAAUAACACUUAUCAGUUUAUUGUAUAAACCUAUUUCGAAAAAAUGAUUCCGAGUGAGAUAUUUGCUGAAGAUAUGAUGAGUACCAUUAUUCGGUACGGACUCUACAUUGGGGCAGCAUUUCAACUAGUUUGCUUACUGGCAAGUGUUACCCUUACGGAUGAUCAAAGUGAACCGUAUCCAUAUGAAAAGGCCUACACUGACAGCGACGAAUGUAGCUCAGAACAGUCAUCUCCAGGACAUCGAGCAACAAUAUCUAGAGCUCGAAGGCAUGACAAGAAAAAACGGCGUUAAGUUAUGAGUGAAAAUAAUUUAAGUUCAAUAUGUAAACUUAGUUCUGCUAAGCAUUAAUGGGUCAGACUUUGUAUUACCUUCUAAUUGUGGAAAUGUUUAACUUAGCAUAACAAUUGGCUUAACUUGUCAUAGAUGUAUUCAUUUAGUUUAAAUUAAUACAAACAGAUCUCUUAAAUGUAGUGAGCAUGGUUGUUUAUUAAACCCUUUUGUAUAGUUUUUUUUUUAUAAUUAUUUGUUAGAUUUAAGUAAAUGUAAUACUCAAAUAGAUUUUAAGUUUCACAUUUAUACUUUUCAUGUGAAUUGAGAAAUAAAAGACUAUUAUUAU
Messenger RNA from Pieris rapae (cabbage white), 713 nucleotides. RefSeq names its product protein anon-73B1. Bases 140 to 388 code for a protein of 82 amino acids. The record is from RefSeq and is a predicted model, not a curated record. Lineage: Eukaryota; Metazoa; Arthropoda; Insecta; Lepidoptera; Pieridae. Gene Ontology annotation, cellular component: membrane. The transcript is spliced from 2 exons.